Molecule: messenger RNA, 2162 nt
Organism: Scheffersomyces stipitis CBS 6054
Lineage: Eukaryota; Fungi; Ascomycota; Pichiomycetes; Serinales; Debaryomycetaceae
Gene: CAP1
Product: DNA-binding transcription factor
Exons: 3
Coding region: 457-1935 (492 amino acids)
Cellular component (GO): RNA polymerase II transcription regulator complex
Molecular function (GO): transcription cis-regulatory region binding; DNA-binding transcription activator activity, RNA polymerase II-specific
Source: RefSeq, a predicted model, not a curated record
CCUUAAUCUAUAGCUAUCCGGCCAAUUGUUCUUCGGACAAGUAGUGCCGUUCUUUCAAUUGUAUAUUCGACACCUCCACUGCUGUGUUCGUGUCUCCAUCCUAAGCUGUCUAGACGUUAUAACCGACGCGUUCACCCGUCUAAGCUCCGUCCCAGUCUCUCCAUAAAUCGUGUCCCAAAUAUUUGGCACCUGCAAGCAUCCCUCCUGCAGAUAGAUCCACAGUCUCCAGACUUUUUUCUGUAGCCUUCCACAGAUAAAAAGAAAUUUGUACCAGUAUCGUACGCAGGAUCCAGAAGUUACCCGCACGCCGUCUUUAUUGAUUACUAAUAUCUGUGCUAGAAUAGUGAAAUAUAUCACUAGAGCAUCUCCAAAAGCAGUUUUUCACACGUCUAGUUACUCGUGUUAGCUACUUUUCGUGUUUCUAUUUCAACCAACAAUCUUUGUAAACUCACCAGCAUGAACGACGUGAAGAGAAAUUACGCUGAGGUUCUAUCCUCAGAGUCGCCCAUGGGGUCUACACCAGACGCACAUGACGACAAGAAGUUACAUACCAAGCCUGGCAGAAAGCCGAUAGAGACAGAGCCGAAGUCCAAGAGAACGGCCCAAAACAGAGCUGCUCAGCGUGCUUAUAGAGAACGUAAGGAACGUAAAAUGAAGGACUUGGAAGACAAGGUUAAGUCGCUAGAAGACGAAAACAUCAAGGCUACAACAGAAGCAGACUUCUUGAAAGCUCAGGUGGAUAUGUUAAAGAAUGAGUUAGCCAGAUACAGAGGCCACACAGAUUUCUCGGACUUGAAUCUACCUACUAAGGUAGGAAAUUUGUCGAAUCCAAACACAUCCAAGUCUGGCAGCUACAAUUUCAAUUCGGCUUCAUCCACAGCAUCUUCGGCCAAAUCUGCUAAUUCUGUACAACACACAUCUACAUCUUCGUCUUUAAAUGAUAAUUCUCCACGUCAGUUCUCUGUGGACUUUCCAUGGUCCAAGGAUAACUUGAUGAGUCUCAAGAGCGGUACAAACGUAGCCAGCCUGGAGUAUAAUGCCAACCAGCAGGUUCCAGAUUUGGUGAGCGGCUCUUCCUCAUCUACUUCGCCUUUAAAUGAUAACCUCUUGGUUUCGCCAGAUUCGUCUGUAUCCUCAGCUUCUAAUCCAAUUAACGUCAACACAAACUUGGACUUCACAUCGUCUUUUGACGAGCAGUUGGAUCCAUUCUGUGUCAAGUUGAAUGAAGCAUGUGGAACGAAGCAGUGCCCAGUUCCUAAGACUAAGAGAAACGACUCGAGGGUCUCCCAGAGCUCGAUACCCAACCAGUUCAGCUCGCCAUUCUCUAACUUGGUAACACCAACUCCGCAGAACUUAAACGACAUUGACUACUUGAGCGAUCCGUUCUUCAACCAAGUGGGAGAUCCAUUCUCUCUAGACUUCAACACCACUCCAUCGCAUAACAACGAAGAUCCAUUGUCGUUCCUUAAUGACAACAAUUUCGAUGUGUCGUUGGCUUUUGGUGAUCCAAACCCUAGGCAUGGUAAAGAUGAAUUGGACCCUAUAGCAUUGUUGACUACUGAAGAGUCGAUCUAUGAUCCGUUGAAGGAUACUAGCGGAGUGAACGUGAACUUCAACUUCAACGACUUUGUCAAGAGCUCCUUGCCCUCUGAGACAACCCCCAAGGAAAGAAACUAUACUUUGACUGAACCUUCUAUCAAUGAAGAGGUUGCUGAAGAUGACGAUGAUGAUGCUGUGGUGCCGGCUCCUGAACAAACUAUUAGAUGCAGUGAAAUUUGGGACAGAAUCACUGCUCAUCCAAAGUAUACUGAGAUUGAUAUUGAUGGUUUGUGUAACGAAUUGAAGAGUAAGGCUAAAUGCUCCGAAAAAGGCGUGGUGAUUAAUGCUGCCGACGUGAAUCAAUUGUUGGAACAAAGCGCGAUGAAGAGGCGUUGAACAGUAUAUGUUAAUUAUUAAUGCCAAUUCGACACGUUUAAUGAGAUUUUUUCAGUUCGGACCUAAGUGAUAUGUCAUGUACCAUAUUUUCAGACUUUUUGUCGCAGCUUGAUUUUUAGUUCAUGUUCGAUAGCAGUGCUAGUAGACUUUUUUCAUGGCACUUAAUUUAUUCAUAUCCAUAUAUAUGGUAUUUACCUAGAGUUAUAAAAAUAUAAAAACAUCAACUG